CCUCUCUCUUCCUCUCUCCUCUCCUCUCUCCUCUCUCCUCUCCUGUCCACUCCACCACCCCCCCUGGCCACUACACCUUGAGCAACUUUCAAUGUAUGCCCAUGGCCGGAGCUCAGCCCGGAGUCCACGCUCUCCAGCUCAAGCCGAUCUGCCUGCCCGACAACUUGAAGCGAGGCAACAAAUUCAUGAAAUGGGACGAUGACUCCACAUCUGUGACCCCCAUCACAUUGAAGAUCGACCCAGUUGGACUGUUCCUCUACUGGACUGAUCAAAACAAGGAGACAGACCUGUUGGAAAUCAGCCUCGUCAAAGAUGCCAGGACUGGAAAAUACGCAAGAAAUCCCAAGGACACAAAGCUCCGGGAAUUGUUGGACGUGGGGAUUCAAGGAAGCCGCCUGGAGAACAGGAUGGUGACGGUGGUCUAUGGUCCCGACUUGGUCAACAUCUCCUAUCUCAACUUCAUGGCCUUCCAAGAAGAUGUAGCUAAGGAAUGGACUAAUGCCCUCUUCAACUUGGCAACCAACCUGAUGGCCCAGAACAGAUCGAGGGACACCUUAUUACACAAAUCGUACACCAAGCUGAAACUUCAAACCAACCAAGAUGGCCGGAUUCCUGUCAAAAACAUCUUCCGUUUGUUUUCUGCCGAUCGGAAGCGGGUGGAGACGGCGUUAGAUGCUUGUGGGCUUCCUUCAGGCAGGAAUGACUCCAUUCCACAAGAAAAUUUCACACCUGAUGUAUUCCAAGCGUUCUUGAACAACAUUUGCCCACGUCCUGAAAUUGAUGGCAUCUUUUCCGAAUACGAAAGGAAGGGCGGGCCUUACCUGACCGUGGACCAGAUGACCGACUUCAUCAACUCGAAGCAGAGGGAUCCGCGUUUGAACGAGAUCCUGUAUCCGCCCAUGAAACAAGAUCAAGUCCAGCUGCUCAUUGAGAAGUACGAGCCAAACGAGGACCUAGCAAAGAGAGGUCACAUUUCAAUCGACGGCUUCAAGAGAUAUUUGAGUGGGGAUGAGAAUGGAGUCAUUCCUCUUGAGAAGUUGGACCUGAGUGAAGAUAUGACCCAGCCCAUGUCCCACUAUUUCAUCAACUCCUCACAUAACACAUACCUCACAGCUGGACAGCUGGCCGGAUACUCUUCCGUAGAAAUUUAUCGCCAGGUGUUGUUGGCGGGAUGCCGGUGCGUGGAGCUGGACUGUUGGAAGGGGCGUUCGACCGAGGAGGAACCUGUCAUCACCCAUGGCUUCACAAUGACGACGGAAAUCUGCUUCAAGGAAGUAAUUGAGGCUAUCAAUGAAUGUGCCUUCAAGACAUCUCCUUACCCGGUGAUUCUUUCCUUCGAAAACCAUGUUGACUCUCCUAAACAGCAGGCUAAGAUGGCGGAGUACUGCAGGUCGAUAUUCGGCGAUGCGUUGCUAAUAGAAGACCUGGAAAAAUACCCGUGUCUGGAGUCGGGCGUUCCGCUCCCGAGCCCACACGAGAUGAUGGGCAAGAUUCUUAUUAAGAACAAGAAGAAAGGGCACAAGUCGUCUGAUGGCAGUGCAAAGAAGAAGCUGUCGGAGCAAGCCUCCAACACGUACAGCGACUCGUCCAGCGUCUUUGAACCCUCCUCUCCGGGAGCCGCCUCAUCCAACCACGAGGAGACGGACGGGGCGCAGCAAUCCGGAGCAGAUGGGGUUGAAAAAACCGUGGAAAAGUCAGGGAAGGAGAUCGCGGAGCAGAAAGUCAUCGGCAGAAAGUCAAUAGGAGAAGGGGACGCGGAGAGCGAAGACGAUGAUGAUGAUGAUGAGGAGGAUUCAAAAAAAUCUUCAAUGGAUGAGGGAACGGCAGUAUGCGAAGCCAACGCCACAGAGGAAAUGUCCAAUCUGGUCAACUACAUUCAACCCGUGAAGUUUGAAUCAUUCGAGGUGGCUAAGAAGAAUAAUAAGAGCUUCGAGAUGUCAUCAUUCGUGGAGACGAAGGCUCUGGAACAGUUGACAAAAUGUCCGGUGGAGUUUGUGGAAUAUAACAAGCGACAACUCAGCCGUAUCUAUCCCAAGGGGACGCGGGUGGAUUCCUCCAACUACAUGCCUCAGGUAUUCUGGAAUGCCGGAUGUCACCUGGUGGCCCUGAACUUCCAGACGUUAGACCUGGCCAUGCAGCUGAACAUGGGGAUGUUCGAACACAACGGGAAGAGUGGCUUCCGCCUGAAGCCAGAGUUCAUGAGACGAACGGACAAACACUUUGACCCUUUCACCGAGAGCACAGUUGACGGCAUCGUGGCCAACACCCUCUCAGUGAAGGUUAUCUCUGGCCAGUUUCUUUCUGAUAAGAAGGUUGGGACGUACGUGGAGAUCGACAUGUUUGGUCUACCGGUGGACACAAGACGGAAGGCCUUCAAAACGAAAACUUUGCAGAACGCGGUGAAUCCUGUCUGGGAGGAUGAGCCCAUUGUGUUUAAGAAGGUCGUGCUGCCAUCAUUGUCUUCCUUGAGGAUCUCUGUCUAUGAAGAAGGAGGUAGAUUUAUUGGCCACAGAAUAAUGCCCGUGCAGGCCAUCCGUCCAGGUUAUCGCUACAUCUGCCUGAGGAAUGAGCGGAACCAGCCGUUGAUGCUCCCUGCAAUCUUCGUCUACAUCGAGGUUAAGGAUUAUGUCCCCGACACCUUCGCAGAUGUGAUUGAGGCCCUGUCUAACCCAAUUCGAUACGUGAAUCUGAUGGAGCAGAGAGCGCAGCAGCUCGUGGCUCUGACACUGGAGGACGAGGAAGAAGAAAAGAAAGACACGGAAUCGGGUGACGUCCCCUCGGAGCCCAACGCCGAUCCGAAGCCAUCUCCCGCAGAGAACGGAGUGAGCCCCACCCCCGGACUGACACCCAAACCGCCCACGCACGUUACCCAGAGUCAACCCGCCCCAGCUGCAGUCAAACCAACCGGGAAAGCUGAGGAUCUGGUUCAGAACGUACUGUCGGAGGUGGAGGCCCAGACGGUGGAGGAGCUGAGGCAACAGAAAGCCUUUGUGAAACUGCAGAAGAAGCACUACAAAGAGAUGAAGGAGCUGGUGAAGAAGCACCACAAGAAAACCACCGACUUGAUCAAGGAGCACACGGCCAAGUCCAGCGAGUUUCAGAACGACUACCUGAGGCGCAGAGUAGUCCUGGAGAAAUCGGCAAAGAAAGACGGCAAGAAGAGUCCAGAUCACCCCGGCUCAUCGAUCGAGAAGGAACUUGCCGCCCUCGAUGCAGACAUGACCCAGAAACUAGCCGAGCUGAAGGACCAGCAACAGCAGCAGCUUCUGAACCUCAGGCAGGAGCAGUAUUACAGUGAAAAGUACCAGAAGCGGGAACAUGUUAAACAGCUGGUGCAAAAGCUCACCGAAGUGGCCGAGGAAUGUCAGACCAACCAGCUGAAGAAGCUGAAAGAACUCUGUGAAAAGGAGAAGAAGGAACUGAAGAAGAAAAUGGACAAAAAGCGUCAGGAGAAGAUCGGCGAGGUGAAAUCAAAGGACAAGAACCAAAUGGAAGAGGAAAAGACAGAGAUUAUAAGAUCUUACAUCCAUGAAGUGGUGCAGUCUAUCAAAAGGCUGGAGGAUGGCCAAUCGAAGAGACAAGACAAACUGGUGGACAAGCAUAAGGAAGUGCGCCUGCAAAUCUUGGAUGAGAAGCCAAAGCUACAGAGCGACCUCGAUCAGGAAUACCAGGAUAAAUUUAAGAGGCUGCCACUGGAAAUCCAAGAGUUUGUCCAGGACACGUUGAAAGGCAAGUUCAGUGAAGAUGUCGACCACGUUGCCUCCGCGCCCACCCAGCAAACGGACGAAGGAAAACCCAACCACAAGUCGUCGAGCGAAGACAAAGUGGAAGACAGCAAGUCGGAUAAAGUGUUCGACACUUCGCUUUAGUCAUAAGGUCCUCCUCCCCCCCCCACCCCCCGUCUUAAAACCCCGUUAACCCCCUGCGUUUUUUUUCCUGUUCGUUUAAGCAUCGCCGCACGCAGGUUUGCGGACGGGAGAAUAACCACUCGGUCGCACGCUUGCGCCGUGACCGAUCUCUUCACAAACGAAGCCAGUCGCCGGGAUCUUAACUUGCGCGCGUGUGUUUCGUCCGAGUGCCAGUGGGAAACGUAACUGCGCAGUGCUACACGUUUCAGUAAACUUAAAAAAAAAUAAAACCUCCAUCGGGAAGGAACUCGAGAUUUUACGGGAUGUAAAGUGGCAAAAAAAUGAAAAUAAAAGGAGAAAUAAAUUUGGCAGCCACGCCUUCAUAACAUUGCAUGUUUUCACUGGUGGGAGAUCCUUUGCUUUGAGCUGCAGGCUCAGGCCAGCCCUGGUCCAUGCAUUGUGUGCGAGCGAGUAAGCGAGCAGGCGAGUUCACCGACCACAGUACUGGUGCAGCAUCGCAUACUUUUGACUUUGGUUCCCGCUGGAGUAUAAAGGGCCUGUCACACUUGCCGACUAUUUUCGGCGACUGCCGGCGUCAUAUCAGAUGUUGCGACACUCGUGCGGCUGGCCUUGCCGAGGCAGCGUGAGGUGCAAAUGGAAUCAAUCAGUUAUGUGAUGUGUCAAUAAAUGAAAGUAAAAUCAAUUCACGCCGCAAAGGUUUCGGUGACCUGAUACGUCUGUCGAUGAUGCCGGCAGUCACCGAAAAGAAAUCGGCAAGUGGGACAGGCCCUUAAGAUUGCUGCUUAACAUAACGGAAAUCUUGGUCGCGCUUACGCUAAAACUCUGUGUAGCUUCGUGAAGUGUAUUUUUAAAAAAAACAAAGGGAAAUCAGUUUCAGGGACGCAUGCGUGGUGGAAAUAAUGUGGUUCUCACUGUGGAUACUUUAUAAAUAUAGUCUUUAAGCAGCAGUAUUAUCGUACGGUUUGUGCUGUCAUGUAACUUUGAGGUAACGUUGCAGGUUUCAAACAAAGAGAUGUGUGAUUCCCUUCUGCGUAUAUGAAGUGCGGUUACAUUAAUGUCACAGUUUUCCACACCACUGCUACUGUGGGUUAUCAAUGUACGUGAUGUAACUGGGAGAUCCGACAUCCUACUAACUGCACAGUGUUGUAAACUUGUUACGCGCCCGAGGAUUUUCUGUUUAAUUUGUACAAGUGGCUGUAAAUAACUUGAAGGGAAAAGACAAAUCUGCAGGCAAGUUAUUGUUCUACUCUGUAUGUAUGCACUUUGUGAAUGAAAUUUUAAUUUCAAAAACUAAACACUGAAAAUGCGAUAUUACUGACAAUUAGAGAACACUGUAAACUAUUCAAGCAUCUUUACGGUGGCGUGUCACCGAAGCAAUCCGUGCAACCCGAGUUCUUUGGCUUUAUUCACUCUAUGGCCAUACAAAGCAAAACCCAACUUAGACAACAGACAAUAGGUGCAGGAGGAGACCAUUCGGCCCUUCGAGCCAGCGCCGCCAUUCGGCCCUUCGAGCCAGCGCCGCCAUUCGAGGUCAUUCGAUCCUUCGAGCCAGCGCCGCCAUUCAAUGUGAUCAUGGCUGAUCAUCCCCAAACAGUAUCCCGUUCCUGCCACCUCCCCAUCUCCCCUGACUCCGCUAUCUUUUAAGAGCCCCAUCUUGCUCUUAGAUCAACGGUGGCGCAGCGGUAGAGUUGCUGCCUCGCAGCGCCAGAGACCCGGGUUCGAUCCCGACCACGGGCGCUGUCUGUACGGAGUUUGUCCUCCCCGUGACCCGCGUGGGUUUUCUCCGAGAUCCUCGCUUUCCUCCCACACUCCAAAGACGUACAGAUUUGUAGGUUAAUUGGCUUGGUAUAAAUGUGCAAAUUGUCCCCAGUGUGUGUAGGAUAGUGUUAGUGUGCGGGGGGAUCGCUGGUCGGCACAGACUCUGCGGGCCGAAGGGCCCGUUUCCCCGUGGUAUCUCUAAACUAAACUGAAAAAAAUAACUGCUGUGUUGAAUGAGCUGGAAACACAAAUGUUUAUGAUUUAAGAGAAUAUUUGAUGGCAUCAAAACUACAACUUAAACCAUAUCUUGAAUAAAUCCAAAGGCUCCGGUAUUAAGUGUUAAUUGAAAUCUUUACCAUUAUUUGCAGUAUUUGUGUAAUAUGAUGUUUUAGUAAAGCAUUUAAACAUCUCUUUAUUUUUAUACGACUUAACUCGCUAUUUGAAUGAAAACCCCACUAACACUGGGUCUAGCCAUUUAACGCUCCAUUUACAAUGGUGCCAUCCUGUGUUUUUACUUCUUAUCGGUUUAGGCAGUGUGUCGGAAGAUUGCGAAAAUAGAAAUUCAUAGUUUUGUUUCGUCGGUACAAACGCCGUGGUUUUUUCAACUUUUAAACAGAAGAUUGUGUGUAAGUCUGUGUGUGUGUGUGUGUGUGCGUGUGCGUGUGCGUGUGUGUACCUACAUAUGUGCACCUGUACACAUGAUACAAGAAUACAUAACCGCACACUCUGUUUUUGUUGUUUAACGUUACUUGAAUUAGUUUGUUGAACUUUUAACAAAUCUACGAAGGGGUCGAUAUGAUGUGAAAGUGUUUUUUUGCCUUGUUUGUGUAUAUCUGUCUAAAUAGAAUAUUCCCAAAGUGUUGUGGAAAUCUGUAUUGAUGGCUGUUGUGUCUCUUGAACUAGAUUGUACACGUACUUGAUGUGACGGUUGCAAGGCCUGACGGUUUGUAUGCAGCAUCAAAUGCGGGUCAUUUUUGCAUUAAACAUUGCAAUUGUUUCACAAACUUCAGCUUGGACACCACAAAGGGGGCGGAUGACAAAAUGUUUGGCCAUAGUGGAGAGAACACAUAUGCGGUCCCUCUUUGACUCAUCGAUCAUAUUCAAUGUUUAACAAUGAACUGCAGAUGCUGGAAAAACCGGAGGUAGACAAAAAUGCUGGAGCAACUCAGCGGGUGAGGCAGCAUCUAUGGAGCGAAGGAAUGGGCGACGUUUCGGGUCGAGACCCUGCUUCAGACUGAUGUGGGGGUGGGUGGGGCAGAAAAAAGAAAG
Messenger RNA from Leucoraja erinaceus (little skate), 6896 nucleotides. RefSeq names its product 1-phosphatidylinositol 4,5-bisphosphate phosphodiesterase beta-1. The record is from RefSeq and is a predicted model, not a curated record. Gene Ontology annotation, cellular component: cytoplasm; nuclear speck. Lineage: Eukaryota; Metazoa; Chordata; Chondrichthyes; Rajiformes; Rajidae. Gene Ontology annotation, molecular function: phosphatidylinositol-4,5-bisphosphate phospholipase C activity; calmodulin binding; calcium ion binding. Gene Ontology annotation, biological process: phosphatidylinositol-mediated signaling; memory; lipid catabolic process.